Molecule: messenger RNA, 1231 nt
Organism: Cinclus cinclus
Lineage: Eukaryota; Metazoa; Chordata; Aves; Passeriformes; Cinclidae
Gene: JMJD8
Product: jumonji domain containing 8
Exons: 7
Coding region: 83-1066 (327 amino acids)
Cellular component (GO): cytoplasm
Source: RefSeq, a predicted model, not a curated record
CUCUUUAAAUGAUGUCUCUUAUGGGGACCCGUAGCGAUGCGUCCGCCCCCCAAUGGCGACAUGCACCGUGUGCUCGUAGUGUAUGUUGGGAAUCGUAGUUCCCGGUGUCUCCGGCGCCGGUCCCGAUGGCGGCGGCGGCGCGGCUGCUGCCGCUGCUGCUGCUACCGCUGGGUUGGGUCCGGUCCGACACCUGCACCGACCCUCCGGACGGCGGCUGGUAAGGGCAGGGGCUUCCCCCUGGACCGGUCCCUGUGCCGGUCCUGGAGCCGGUGCCGAGCAGAGUCUCCCGUUGCAGGCUGGCGGGCACGGUGCCGGAGGAACCACGCUGCACCGUGGAGAGAGCCGAUGCAUCCCUCACCUACUCCCUCUUCCUGCAGCGGUUCGCCUUCUCCCGUCCGGUGAUCCUCGGUGGGGUCACGGACAAUUCGGCGUUCCGAGCCCUCUGCACCCGGGAGAGGCUGCUGGCGGCCUUCGGGCCCUUCCCGGUGCGGCUCAGCACGGCCAACACCUACUCGUACCGCAAAGUGGAUGUGCCGUUCCAGGAAUACGUGGAGCACUUGCUGAAGCCGCAGGACCCGGCCCGGCUGGGCAGCGGUGGGUAUCGCCGUCCCUUCCCCCGCAGCCCGGUCCCCUCCCCGGGCUCAGCUCCCGUGUCCCCUCAGACACCCUCUACUUCUUCGGGGACAACAACUUCACCGAGUGGGGCCCCCUCUUCCAACACUACGUGCCCCCUCCCUUUCGCAUCCCGGGCACCAGCCCCGCCUACAGCUUUGGGAUCGCAGGCUCAGGCUCUGGCGUUCCCUUCCACUGGCACGGCCCUGGUUUUUCCGAGGUGAUUUUCGGCAGGAAGCGCUGGUUUCUGUACCCGCCGGAUAAAACCCCACACUUCCACCCCAAUGAGACGACACUGGCCUGGCUCCAGCACACCUAUCCCACCCUGCCACCGGCCCAGCGCCCGCUGGAGUGCACCCUGCACCCAGGGGAGGUCCUGUACUUCCCUGACCGCUGGUGGCACGCCACACUCAACCUGGACACCAGUGUCUUCAUCUCCACCUUCCUGGGCUAGGGCUGGCAGGGACAAAGACACGUUACAAUCAUGCCAGCCAGGGCAGGAGCUCCAGCUCCUGCCACCCUCAGGGAAAGGCAACCGGUACUGGGACCAACUGCCUGAGAAAGUUCUGGUUUUUACUGGUCUUUACCCUCCACAUUGAAUUAAAGUUGUUCCACUGAA